CCGCGUUUUGCAGGCUUCCGCAUCUGCCUUCCCUGUCUCUCUUACCUCCUUGAUGUUCGGCACUAUUUGUGGCCGGCGUGGUGGAAGGACACAGUGAGGUUCUCACCCCCGCCCCCCCACCGCUCCUCGCUCCCAUCCCAGUUCCAUCAAAACGAACCCGGGCCAGCGCAAGGAUCUCCGAGUUGCGAGUGUGCUGAGGCUGGGACUGUCACUCAUUCUCCGAUCAGCGCGUGAACGCAGCUCGGCUGCCGCUGGCAGGAAACAAUUCUGCAAAAAUAAUCAUACUCAGCCUGGCAAUUGUCUGCCCCUAAGUCUGUCGCUCUGCCGCCGUCCACACUCGCUGCAAGGGAGGGGGCACAGAAUUUACCGCGGCAAGAACAUCCCUCCCAGCCAGCAGAUUACAAUGCUGCAAACUAAGGAUCUCAUCUGGACUUUGUUUUUCCUGGGAACGGCAGCCUCUCUGCAGGUGGAUAUUGUUCCCAGCCAGGGGGAGAUCAGCGUUGGAGAGUCCAAAUUCUUCUUAUGCCAAGUGGCAGGAGAUGCCAAAGAUAAAGACAUCUCCUGGUUCUCCCCCAAUGGAGAAAAGCUCACCCCAAACCAGCAGCGGAUCUCAGUGGUGUGGAAUGAUGAUUCCUCCUCCACCCUCACCAUCUAUAACGCCAACAUCGACGACGCCGGCAUUUACAAGUGUGUGGUUACGGGCGAGGAUGGCAGUGAGUCAGAGGCCACUGUCAACGUGAAGAUAUUUCAGAAACUCAUGUUCAAGAAUGCGCCAACCCCACAGGAGUUCCGGGAGGGGGAAGAUGCCGUGAUUGUGUGUGAUGUGGUCAGCUCCCUCCCGCCGACCAUCAUCUGGAAACACAAAGGCCGAGAUGUCAUCCUGAAAAAAGAUGUCCGAUUCAUAGUCCUGUCCAACAACUACCUGCAGAUCCGGGGCAUCAAGAAAACAGAUGAGGGCACUUAUCGCUGUGAGGGCAGAAUCCUGGCACGGGGGGAGAUCAACUUCAAGGACAUUCAGGUCGUUGUGAAUGUGCCACCCACCAUCCAGGCCAGGCAGAACAUUGUGAAUGCCACCGCCAACCUCGGCCAGUCCGUCACCCUGGUGUGCGAUGCUGAAGGCUUCCCGGAACCCACCAUGAGCUGGACAAAGGAUGGGGAACAGAUAGAGCAAGAGGAAGAUGACGAGAAGUACAUUUUCAGCGACGAUAGUUCCCAGCUGACCAUCAAAAAGGUGGAUAAGAACGACGAGGCUGAGUACAUCUGCAUUGCUGAGAACAAGGCUGGCGAGCAGGAUGCGACCAUCCACCUCAAAGUCUUCGCAAAACCCAAAAUCACAUAUGUAGAGAACCAGACUGCCAUGGAAUUGGAGGAGCAGGUCACUCUUACCUGUGAAGCCUCUGGAGACCCCAUUCCCUCCAUCACCUGGAGGACUUCUACCCGGAACAUCAGCAGCGAAGAAAAGGCUUCGUGGACUCGACCAGAGAAGCAAGAGACUCUGGAUGGGCAUAUGGUGGUGCGCAGCCAUGCCCGUGUGUCGUCGCUGACCCUGAAGAGCAUCCAGUACACUGACGCCGGAGAGUACAUCUGCACCGCCAGCAACACCAUCGGCCAGGACUCCCAGUCCAUGUACCUUGAAGUGCAAUAUGCCCCGAAGCUACAGGGCCCUGUGGCUGUGUACACUUGGGAGGGGAACCAGGUGAACAUCACCUGCGAGGUAUUUGCCUAUCCCAGUGCCACGAUCUCAUGGUUUCGGGAUGGGCAGCUGCUGCCAAGCUCCAACUACAGCAAUAUCAAGAUCUACAACACCCCCUCUGCCAGCUAUCUGGAGGUGACCCCGGACUCUGAAAAUGAUUUUGGAAACUACAACUGUACUGCAGUGAACCGCAUUGGGCAGGAGUCCUUGGAAUUCAUCCUUGUUCAAGCAGACACUCCCUCUUCACCAUCCAUCGACCAGGUGGAGCCAUACUCCAGCACAGCCCAGGUGCAGUUUGAUGAACCAGAGGCCACAGGUGGGGUGCCCAUCCUCAAAUACAAAGCUGAGUGGAGAGCAGUGGGUGAAGAAGUAUGGCAUUCCAAGUGGUAUGACGCCAAGGAAGCCAGCAUGGAGGGCAUCGUCACCAUUGUGGGCCUGAAGCCCGAAACAACGUACGCCGUAAGGCUGGCGGCACUCAAUGGCAAGGGGCUGGGUGAGAUCAGCGCGGCCUCCGAGUUCAAGACGCAGCCAGUCCAUAGCCCUCCUCCACCGGCAUCUGCUAGCUCGUCUACCCCUGUUCCAUUGUCUCCACCAGAUACAACCUGGCCUCUUCCUGCCCUUGCAACCACAGAACCAGCUAGGGAACCCAGUGCACCUAAGCUCGAAGGGCAGAUGGGAGAGGAUGGAAACUCUAUUAAAGUGAACCUGAUCAAGCAGGAUGACGGCGGCUCCCCCAUCAGACACUAUCUGGUCAGGUACCGAGCGCUCUCCUCCGAGUGGAAACCAGAGAUCAGGCUCCCGUCUGGCAGUGACCACGUCAUGCUGAAGUCCCUGGACUGGAACGCUGAGUAUGAGGUCUACGUGGUGGCUGAGAACCAGCAAGGAAAAUCCAAGGCAGCUCAUUUUGUGUUCAGGACCUCGGCCCAGCCCACAGCCAUCCCAGCCAACGGCAGCCCCACCUCAGGCCUGAGCACCGGGGCCAUCGUGGGCAUCCUCAUCGUCAUCUUCGUCCUGCUCCUGGUGGUCGUGGACAUCACCUGCUACUUCCUGAACAAAUGUGGCCUGUUCAUGUGCAUUGCGGUCAACCUGUGUGGAAAAGCCGGGCCCGGGGCCAAGGGCAAGGACAUGGAGGAGGGCAAGGCCGCCUUCUCGAAAGACGAGUCCAAGGAGCCCAUCGUGGAGGUCCGAACGGAGGAGGAGCGGACCCCAAACCAUGACGGAGGGAAACACACAGAGCCCAACGAGACCACGCCACUGACGGAGCCCGAGCUGCCUGCCGACACUACGGCCACUGUCGAGGACAUGCUGCCUUCUGUCACCACCGUCACCACUAACUCUGACACUAUCACCGAAACCUUUGCCACUGCUCAGAACAGCCCCACCAGUGAGACCACCACCCUGACCUCCAGUAUUGCCCCGCCGGCCACGGCCACGCCUGACUCAAACUCUGUACCGGCUGGCCAGGCCACCCCUUCCAAGGGGCCCAGCGCCUCUGCCUCCUCCCCAGCCCCAGCUUCAGCCCCUAAGGUCGCCCCCCUUGUUGACCUGAGCGACACCCCGACCUCAACCCCUGCCGCUAGCAAUUUGUCUUCUAGUGUCCUGGCUAACCAAGGGGCUGUCCUCAGCCCAAGCGCCCCUGCUAGUGUUGGGGAGGCCUCUAAGGCUCCUCCGGCCAGCAAGCCCACCCCUGCACCAGUCCCCACCCCGACUGGGGCAGCCAGUCCUCUAGCAGCAGCGGCUGCCCCUGCCACAGAAGCCCCUCAGGCCAAGCAGGAGGCUCCCAGCACCAAAGGCCCGGACCCGGAGCCCACCCAGCCCGGAGCCUCGAAGAGCCCGGCCGAGGCAGCCACAGCCCUUGCUAGCCCGAAGAGCGAGGCUGCCUCCGUCAGCACCACAAACCCUUCCCAGGGCGAGGACUUUAAAAUGGACGAAGGGAACUUCAAGACCCCAGAUAUUGACCUUGCAAAGGAUGUUUUUGCAGCCCUGGGCUCUCCUGCUCCCGCCGCUGGGGCCAGUGGACAAGCCCCUGAGCUUGCUCCUUCCACUGCAGACAGCUCUGUUUCGCCUGCGCCAGCAAAGACCGAGAAGGGCCCUGUAGAAGCAAAGCCAGAGUGCCAGGAGACAGAAACGAAGCCAGCGCCAGCCGAAGUCAAGACGGUCCCCAAUGACGCCACACAGACAAAGGAGAACGAGAGCAAAGCAUGAUGGGUGACGAGAACCGAGCAAAGAUCAAAAUAAAAAGUGACACAGCAGCUUCACCAGAGCAUUUCCAACACCACAGACACACACACACACACACACACACACGCACACACACACACAUCUCAUUUCUCUAGUGUCUUUUGCCUUUAAAAAAAAAACUAAACAGAUAAAACAUGGGAAUCUUAUAGAAAGGGUCCCUUUGUUAGCACUCACUUGUAAGAAAAUGAGACAAAAAGGUUAAACCCACAGCCAAACUAGGACACUCCGUUCCCUGAAACCAUUUAAAAAUCAGACAAAAGGACCCCAAAUUAAGAAUCUAGGAAGCUCAGAAACAAAAUCUAGGUUCAGGAAGACCACACUUGGUGUUACCCGAUUGGCACAGACCAGUUUCAGAGAAAUAACUUUCAGGCACUAAGACUAAUCGAAUGAACAAAGUCCACAGUUUAUUUUUAUACUUUCAGUCAAGUUUGAACUCUGUAAAACCUCAUAAAUAAGUUAUAAUUUCUGUUCACUUUGUAUUUGUUCAGUAUGCAAAGUGUGUCACCCUUUCUAGCUGAAUUCAAUUCCCACGUAGACUCUUAUUUUGUAGGAAGAAUGCCAAAUUGCAGCUUCUGGGGGUAGAUCUCAAUUUGCAGUAUUCAGACUUAUUUUUCUUUCUUUUACAUUCUUUUUUUUUUCUUUCUGCCAACUUUGUUUUCCAGUGUUUACAAGGUGACAGAUGUUCGACUUUGGUUGUGUUUAAAUGUCCAUGUGAAAUAGCUGCCUUUUAUUUUUUAAGGUAACAAAUACCACCUAGAGGUAGGUAGGAUCAUCCCACGCUUGCUUUAGCACAGGACGACUUCACAAAACAUGAUUGUUUACAGCUGCUCUUCCCCUCUUUUCUGACCUGCAGUUUUUGCCUGGGUCCCACUCAGGUGAAAAUGCAUCUCAUUCUGGAAUGGUUUUGCUUUUUCAAUUUUUGGUUACUUUUGUGUUUCUCUGGGGGUUAGGCCACUUUCUGAUUAGCCGCCACCGGCCUGCAUCUGUGAAAAGGGAUCUGCUCCCAGGCGUUCUCACCCUUCUUUUGAAGGGCUCCUUAGGCUUUGUUGAAUGAAGCAGAGAAGAUUGUAUAGUUGGGGCUGGUCUUGGUGAACACACAUUAUUACCCCACACAUCCCCUUUGUGUAGAAAGCCAAAUAAAAUAUAUACAUACCAUUUCCUUUUGAGCCCAGAAUCUAGAUUUGAGCGGAAGAGCAUGUGUGCUUCAGGGAAUUAGUGUCUUUUUUUGGAAAUCUGUUGAAGUAAAGUAACAUCGGCCUUCUGUUCACUUAGGCAGCAUUUAUAGAAACAAAAGAGAAAAGAAACAACCUACUGUCUGGAGUCAUAACACAACUUUCCUGGAUUGGAAACCAAGUGGGGGAAAAAUACAGAAACUUUAAGGGGGAUGGGAGGGCGGGGAGAAGGGAAAAGCCAGCCCUUUGUAUAGAAAUUUUGCUUUUUUUUUUUUUUCCUCAUUCUACUUUAGAACUGCAAGCUUGUGCACUGUGGAUGCGUGAAUAUUUUAGUGUGAAACGUGUUUUUGUCAUAGUAUUGAAAUAAAACUUCAACAUAGUUUGGUUGUGGAAGGUAUAGCAGAUAGUUCAGAAAAAAAUAUUCAGGAAACAAAAAUCACUCUUAAAAGGAAUCGAAGCCUUUAAACAAAGAAAAUGAAAUACAAAUGAUGAUGAUGAUGAAGAUGACGCUAAGUAAACAGAAAUCAGUACUCCGCAUGCGCUCCUCUCCUAAGGUACAAAGCAGCAAGAGGUUAGGGUGGCAAGGCUGCCUCUGGGUCGAUUCUGUGGGCCAGUCUCCCCAAUGUUCUGACACUUCUGCAGUCCGAUCAGUGGCGAUGCUAGAUUAUACUUUCAAACUGUGAAGAAUACUGGUCUUGUCAUUUGCUCCAUGUGGGGUUAUGUUGCAUUUUCUCAGCUCCUGGGGAUGGAAAUGGAGGAUCCCAGAACACGCAGCCCUGGCCCCUUUGAUUCUAGGGCCAGCACAGAUCUCUGGUUCAAAUGCACAGGCCCUCAGGAUAGAAGAACAUGAAGAGAGAUCUUGGAACACACAGUAGAAUAUGAGAGCCUGGGGGUCUGAGACCGGGAGGGCCCAGCAGUGAGGGGCAGGCUCUUCCAGUCACCAGGCUGUUCAGCGGACUCAGUUCCUCAUCUUGUAGUGUCGAUGGCUUUGCCACAUCAGGCCAAGCCCAUGCCAUGCCUUGUCAAGACUGUCAAAGUGGUUAUGGUUAGGUCAACUGAUUUUGGUUCUGAUGGUUAGAAAGAAACAGGUCAGCUCUCAGAUCACCUGGCCCGGGGCAGCUGACCCCCUAGAACCCUGGCUCUGCCAUUAGCUAGGACCUAAGACUCUGCCCACAUUUGGUCUGUUCUCUCCCAUUACAUGUAGGUUUGUCUUAGCAUGCAAGAGUUUUCCUUUUUUAAAAAAAAAAGUAAAUAAGCAAUGCUUUCUCUAAAAUCAAAGAGGGAGUCAUUUUAUUCCAAGAUGUUUUAUCUUUUAUGUUAAGAGAUCAAAGCUUAUAAUUUUCUUUUUUUUUAAUUUUUGAAGGAGGGAUCAACUCCACCAGUUUCCAAUGUCUAUGUGUCUAUGUGUGUAUGUGCCAUACAUAUGUAUUCACAUGAAGACCGGCAUGGCCAAGUUCUGCUGGAGGAGCACUCAAGUGUGAUGAGCAGGGCCACUGGACCCUGCAGGGCUGUGGUGUACAUAGUGCAGCUUUGGAGGUGGAACUCUAUUUUCACACUUUUCUAUGGAGCCUUCCGAGUCCCAGGUUUUCACUCGAGGCGUCUGUCUGGACGGCGGUUUUCAGACCUCCAUUAACAUCCCUACCCAGCAUUCUGUACUUCGGGGGCCUUCUCUCUUGUUAUAAAACUUUUUACCAAGUGAAACAUCGAUACCACCUUUGUUUCCAUUCUCACUGGUGUAAAUACUGAGUACUAACUGAGAAUUUUGACUUUGCAUUCUGUCAGAAUACUUGUGUUCAAUAAAAAUUGAAAGAAAAAAA
Mandrillus leucophaeus (drill) is the source of this 6923-nucleotide messenger RNA. It is a transcript of the gene NCAM1, whose product is annotated as neural cell adhesion molecule 1. Lineage: Eukaryota; Metazoa; Chordata; Mammalia; Primates; Cercopithecidae. Gene Ontology annotation, cellular component: membrane. The record is from RefSeq and is a predicted model, not a curated record. Gene Ontology annotation, molecular function: protein binding. Gene Ontology annotation, biological process: cell adhesion. The transcript is spliced from 23 exons. Bases 404 to 3898 code for a protein of 1164 amino acids.